Messenger RNA from Pelobates cultripes (western spadefoot toad), 26766 nucleotides. NCBI's taxonomy places the organism in Eukaryota, Metazoa, Chordata, Amphibia, Anura, Pelobatidae. The record is from the annotation of a GenBank genome assembly.
CACACGCUGUCCUGCAGGGCGGGCCCUAUUCGUCCCGAAUACAUGGGUAUCGGAAGUAAUUGAUCAUUGCUGAAGUUGCCCGGUAUUCUAUGUUCGGUCAGUAGAACAUUGCCCUCAGUGCACUCGAGGUGUGGGCGUGUCGGUGGUGACGUCACUACAGGCACGCACGACAGUCUUCGCCGCACGUCUCCCAGUUACUCCCUGACAUGGCAGGGAAUGGCUUUGGUUUCCCAAGUCACAUGACUAUGUCUGUGCGCCGGCCGCCAUCUUUGAGAUGGGCUGGUUUCCUGGAUUUUGCACUUUCCAGCGUGUGGGAGCGUACUUAUAACAAGGUUCACCCCCGCCUCCAAUGUCCACCUAGAGAAGGAGAAAGGAGGCUCUGUAGAAAGAAGUCACCUUGUGGGAAUUGGGAUUUAUCCCUCAGUAAAAAUGGCGCCUCGUGCUUCAGAGACAGGAGAGUCAGCCUGCUGGGCACAUGACUGACCCUUGUCUGGGGGCUGUGGAGUGUCGGUGCACAGCCAGUGUGUCUCUCCCAUGGCACCUGCUGUAAUGGACAGCGGCCUCGGGAUUUACUGGGUGAAUUCUUAGCUCCGCUACUGACUGUGAGUGCAUCAUGAACUGAGAGGCUGCCCAGGCCCAGCCUGUAACUGUAUUACUAGUUCUAUUCCUCUAAUCUCAGCUCCCCACACUGACUGCAAACUGCAUGGGCUUCUAUUAUUCUCACUAACUCCUCUUAUACUGCUCCUCUCUGACAUUUAACACUAUUUACUGCACUUCCAGUUAGGUGAUCGUGAGAAGGCAGACAUUUUAUUCAGGGACAUUUACUAAAGUGCGGAGUGUCAUGCAUUAGGAAUGAAGUUUAAAUAUUUGGUUAAAAAUUGAAAACAAGAAUUGGAAACAAAAACAACAAAAAAAUCACAUUGUCAGUUAUGUUUUCAGUGUGGAACGUUUGGUUCAAAAUAUGGCAUUUACUCUGAUUUCCAGAAAAUUCACACCUCUGUUAAUAUUUUAAGCAUCAAUUGUUAUUUCACAUAAAGAAGUUGACCUUUAUGCAGAGGAACAUUAAAGAGUUUGUAUAACUAUUCAUAUUGUGUUACCCUUUGUAUACAUGGGUACCUGGAAAUACCAGAUUUACAAAUGUAAGUCGAACAUAAGUUGUCUGGGGGAUCGAGUUAAAGGGACACUAUAGGCACUUCUGUCACGUUCAGUCCUGCAAUGGAAAUCAUUACCGUUUUAGAGAAACUGCAACGAUUACCUUGCAAAACUAUGACAGCCUCUAGUGACUGUGAGUCAGACAGCCACUAGAGGCACUCCCUGCUUGCUAGGUGACUUUUGGUUGCAUAAGUGACGGUAGACAUCCUCAUGCUAUGCAUGAGGACAUCCAGCAUCCAUCAAAUCCGCAUAGGUAAGCAUUACAGCAAUGCUUUCCUAUGGGGAGGGCCUAAUGCGCUCUCAGCAUUCGCAUGUCUGGUGACGUUUGAGGAAGAGGAGCACCGACCAACCGCAGAAUUUCAUUGGCGCUGGGAUUGGCUAAGUAUGGUAAAGGUUUAUUAAUCCUUAAACUACCAGAUGCACCAGAGCGACGUAUAGUUCUCGGAACAAAGAUUUGCAUUCCUAGCACGAUAGUAUCCCUUUAAGUGUCACACCAUAAUAAACAUUUGAUUACUGUGGGAUAAUACCAGGGGGAAUCUUGGCAACAUAACCACUAGCAGACUAUUGAGGUAUGGUGCCUACACCGACCCUUUAAGGCAAGCAUGUCAAACUCAAAGUAUGGCACAUGCCACAUAAACAAGGUUUAAGUUUAUGUGGGCGGCAAAAAAAAAAUACCUUAAAUUUUCAUAGAAACUUAGGUUUAUUUUAAAAAGUACAGUGUAAUAAAAAAAAAAAAAAACCCAGCAUCCUCCUCUACCACCCUGUGCCAAAUCUGAUUCUCCCGCUACUUCUUGAAACCUUGUGAAGGUGCAGCACGUCGAUGUCACAUUGCGUUGCAUGCCUCCAUGCACCUCCACUGUCCAGUCGUAGCCAAUGCAACACUGACCAACAGAGACACACACACAUACUGACAGACACACACAUUUACACAUUCUUGCACUCACAUUUUAAUUUAUUGGCCGCUGGUAUGGGGAUCUUCUGUCUGGAGAUCACCUUCCUGCUCCUCGCGCGGUUUAGUGAUGCCGGGUGCUGGAAUAUGACGUCAUAUUCCGGUGCCCGGCUUCACUACAGACGGCGCACGCGAGUGAGUAGCAGGAAACUGAGCUCCCUCGCUGGCCCUUCUCCCUGGCCGGGUAAGUUUUAGCAGAGUGGGCACCUGCAAUGUGGGAAAAGCAGGUGCCUACUUUGCUAUAACCCAGCGUGUACUCGUGGCUCACUGGGCCGCAAAGAUAAUCCUUGUGGGCUGUGAGUUUGACAUGCUUGAGUUAAGGUGCUAGUAACUUGUGUAAAUUAAAUACUUUGAUCUUAAAGCACCAACACAGCUUUUCCUUAAAGGAACACUACAGGGUCAGGGCCUAGAUGACGCGGCCCUUUUAAGGGCGUGACGUCAUGGGAGUUUAAUUAUUUAAGGAACUGCAUUACGGCCUGAAAACCAGCAGAGGGAGCUUUUCGCUGGACCAAAGGUGAGUAUAUUAUUCAGGCUGCACGGCAACUUGGAGAAUUCGGGCCACGCGGUGCAUUCUGCCUGCGUGGUCCGAGGAGAGGAGCAGCGUGGGCACCGAGUACAAGUAAGUUUGUGACAGGAGCAUGAAGUCAAUAUUAAAGUAAGCGCGGGUUGCCAUGACACUUCUUUGCAACUACACUGCAUUAGAUGGGAUGACGAAUUCUGCACAUUCACUCAGGAAUCCCCCUGAGAUGUGUUAUGCUGGUAAAUUGCUGAACAAAUAUGAGAGUCCAACUUGUUAAAUAUUCCUUUUUAUCAUUGUAAUAAAAUUCUAUUUGAACAAUUUGACUCUAUGAGCUUUUUUUUUUAUUUGUUCACUUGUAUCCGGUUGAGCAUGAGGACAUCUGCUGCACACAAAUUUCUCCAAUGUAAAUGGUGAAAUACUUUUUAAUUAUAUUCACACAGACUGCCCCAGAAAUAUCUAUUGUUUAAUUACAGCAACUGAUGUUUAAUAAAUAAUGGCUAAAAUAAGUCAUCUACUUAACUUUAUUCCAGUACCAUCAGCAGCCCCCAUGCUGGACGUUGCUCUGACAUCAUAAGGUCACUGGCCCAUUGUCCAAUCCAGUGCUUCUCAUUUAGAAUCUUUGUGGACCAUAGUAGCAUGCACGUGUUUUGCUGCAAUCUGCCAAUCAAAUUUGUCUCAUAGAGAAUUAUUGAAUCAAUAAUACAUUAUGAGAAGUCCAGAACACACCAUACACCUCCAAGUAAAAGGUUGUCUGAGCCAGGAGAACCACGAUGUGGCUCGGGCAAAAUGGCUGCAGAAACUCAGAAUUGCAGCCUCUAUGGAAACCCUGUGGAUGAAGGCCUACAAUCUACAGCUAGGGAAAACCAGUGCAGUCUGCUAAUUGUUGUGGGAAACGAGCAGGGUUGUGAAAAUGUAACCCAAUGGUAACCCAAUCCAAAUGUUCCUCAUGACAAGCUACUUGUCCUUCCCCACAAAGUAAUUUUAAUUUGAACUACAAGGGCCCCUUCCUUAGCAUCUUUCCCUCUGUCCUUACUGUGUUGGAAGUGGGUAGUGUGGUGUGCCCUGGCUGUGUAAUAUGUGGGAGUUUGUUGUCUUUGUGUAAUGUGAAGGGCAUAGGCUGUUUGUAAUGUUUUUUUGUUUUUAACCAAAGUGAGCACUAAGACCAGGGAAUGAUGCAGGAAGCUCAGUAGCAAGCAGAUUGCUGCUGAUUAUGAUGCGCUUGAGAUUUAGGAAAUUUCCUCACAAUCCAGUUGAGUCCAGGCACAGCCAAGAACGACAUUGCGCAUGAGGAGACUUUUUUUUCUGUCUUUGUUCUCUGUGCUAACUUCCAGCUGCAAAAGACAUCUUAAAAUGAAUCACUGUAAAGCAGACCACGAUGGAAGCAUCCAGUUGCUGAACUGAGCGGCAUGAAUUUUUACAUAAAGUUUUAUUUUUCACACCUCACCAAUUCACAUUUGAGAGGAUAAGUAAAUAUAAUGUACAUUUUAGGCUAAAAGAGAACUGAAAAAUUCUUGAAAACUCUCACUUUAAAGAAGCCCCGUAUAUAACCUACUCCGUUAUAACUAUGUAAGUAUUCUUAGUAAUGCCAUAAUACUAAUCACUAGAUGUGUGCAUUAAUGCUUAUUAUCUGGUAAGAACAAAUCAAAUUCCAUUUAAUGUAAGCCAAAUUCAUCAGUGUGGGGGUUUAAAUGUGAAGUCUUAUUCAGUGAAAUCCUAAACGGAUUGAUUAGUUCGGGCGUAGAUUAAAAGCAAUUUGGUUCUACCUGAGAUAAAAUCUCUGGUAUGUUUAUGAAAUAUUACAAUGGUUGUAUUUACUUUGAACGUAAAAUACAGUCAAUAGAAAUCCAAACUACUUCAGGAUUUUUCUCUUAUAUAAAUCUUUAAAAGUCUUUUUAUCUGAUACCAGUGUUUUAUAGCAUUCACUUAUGAACUUUGUUUUCAUACUCUUAGCCCUCUCUAUUUUUCUGUAAUGGUCACUCGUACUGUCAUGUUGAGUUACUCUGUACUAUAAUUCAGUUAUUUGCCUCUUUCUCUUUUGCAGUGGAAUCAAACUAUUGGUGGGAAACAGAGGGAAAAGUGGCCCGCAGUACAGCAAGACAAGAUGGCUUCACUGAAUGAUGAUGAGUGCACACCUCUUCUGAGUGCUUCGCAUGCCGUGUAAGAUUAUCAAUAAGAAACCCUUCGAAAAUAACACUUGGGUUUUUAACAAUUUGUUGUAGUUUUACCUGAAUGGAUGUGUAGUAGUAAAUUAAUUAUCUCGGGAUUCAGGUUUAUUUCUUUUUUUUAGUUCUUCCACAGGAAUUUUUGUAGAAAGUUCAUUUGGAAAGUUUUUCGAGCAGUAUUGAAUCCUUUGAAAAACGUAUUAAAUUGACUCCGUAAUGUUGGAGAGCUGGGAUAAUCCAGCCCAGUGACCUCUGGAAGUGAAUAACCGAAGUUAAUAAUGGGAUAAGACUUUGAAGGACAAAGCAGGGGCUGUUCUUUUAGCUUGCGUUGGAAGCAUUGCAAAUUCUGGUCAGCUCUGUAUAUACUUAAUAAAAAGGAGAUUUUUUAAUUUAUUUUUUAAACUGAAAUGAGAAUUGACAAGAAUACAAACUGAAUUUCAAAACGGAGUCCAAAAUAGUUUAAUUAGUACAAUUCUUUUUUCAGUUUGGCUAUUUUGGUCUUAAAUUUGAAAUUCAUUAUAUAUUUCUUACAUUUUUACUUUAGUAACCCUGUGAGUGUAGCAUCGUCAGACAGACCACCAUUAAUAUUGAGAGUAUUAGGGCUUUUUGUAAUUUGUAUUGUUUUAAUUGAGAUCAUGUUUUCUUUUUAGGGACAUUGUGGAAACUAUUACGCAAAAUAAAAGCAGGUGGUGGUCAAUUCGGGUUAUGUACCUUACGAUGUUUCUCAGCAGUGUAGGUAAGUGAAGAAGACCAAAUCUAACAGUCCAUCCACAUGACCUCAUUAAAUUAACUAUUGCUGCAUAGGCAACAUGUAUUAUACUGCGCACAGUUUAUUUACAUUUUCUUUAUUAAGUGUUUAAAUUAACACUAUAGGGUCAGGAACACAAACAUGUCCCCCUAAAUAUAGUAAAAUCUUACUUUUGUUCAAAUCUUCACCUGCUGGCUCUGCCCCUGAUCUGCCUGCUUGGCUGACAUCAUCAGAAGUGAUUGUUUGAGCCAAUAACAAUGCCUUCACAUAGGCUGGCUGAGACUGUCAAGGAGGCAGAUUAGGGACAGAGCCAGCACAAGCCAAACACAGCCCUGACCAAUGAACAUCUCCUCAUAGAGAUGCAUUGAAUCUCUAUGAAGAAAGUUCAGUGUCUGUAUGCAGAGGGUGGAGACACUAAAUAGUAGUGCUGCACACUGUGCAGCACUGCCCCAGGAAGCACCUCUAGCAGCCAUCUGACGAGUGGCCAGUGGAGGCAUCCCUAGGAUGUAAUAUAAUCACUGCAUUUUCUCUGAAAAGACAGUAUUUACUGCAAAACGCCUGAAGGUAAUGAUUCUACUCACCAGAACAAAUACAAUAAGCUGUAGUUGUUCUGGUUACUAUAGUGUCUCUUUAAGGAUUAGAGUUUAAAGGAACACUCCAAGCACCAUAAACCCCAAAGUGCACUCUAGGGAUUAUAGUGCCAGGAAUGCCCUGGUGUCGUAUCCCCCCACCAGUUUGAUAUUUUUUACAAGGUAUCCAUCAGGUGCUGCUCUCUGCCUCUGCUGCAACCCUGGUGAAAGCCGGAAGCUUAGUGUCUGAGCUACACAGUGCAGAACUCAGCUCAAUGGCUGAGAACGAUCAGCUGACGCUCUUAGCCAGUGAGCUAGCCCUACACUUAGCAGGAGCUUCUGACUCUCCUGGCUGCUGACACUGCCCAGCAUAUCCCAGGCAAGAACUCAAACAGUUCUAAAACACCAGGGCACUCCUUACACCAAAAUCACUACAGGACUCUGUAGUGGUUAUGGUAUUUGGAAUGUUCCUUUAAGGAAACAGUUUGACACAAAACUAGGAGACUGAGCCAGAAGCAUGCCUGCACCAUGACUACAACCUACAGUGAGCUACCUUGCCCAUUUACUAUAGGGUUCCAAAGGGCAACCUCCACCUAAGUUGAGGACUAGUCCAUUUACCCCCUGAAAUUUCUUUAAUCCCCUUUGUGGUGGAAUGGUACCCCUAAGCCCAAUUGGGCAUUGCCAAGUGGCCCUUCCCUCACCAUGCAUUGUUGGUGAUUGGGGAAAAAAAAGAUGCUUGAAGUACCAAAUAAUGUAAGCUUAAUGGAGCAGUUUUGGUGUGUAGAUCAUGUCCCUGCAGUCUCACUGAUCAAUUCUCUGCAGCUGAGGACUUCUAAUCACUUUGUUUAGCCCUAGCCCACCUCCCCAGGCUCUGACACAGUUUCUGUGAAAAGAAGGUUUACAUUUUACAGCACAAUAUCUUUACUCUAACAGUUCUUAUAUCUUGCUCUGUUAACUAAACUUUAAUCACAAAAAAAGAGGCUUCUGUAGACCCCAGCAGACAAUUAACAGAGCAGGAGAUACUUUCUAAAUUAAAACCACAUUAUUUGGAAUUCAAAGUGAAUUUCAAAUUUAAGGCAAGCAUAACUGAAUUGGAAAAAAAAUUCAAGUCAUGCUUUCAAUUCAGCUAUUUUUGUCUAAAAUAUGAAAUUCACUUUGAUUUGUGUUUGAUUUCCAGUUCUUACUUUAGUAAGUAACCCUGACUGUGCAAUCAGAGGAGUUAAACAAUUUGAACCUUUUUCAGGAAAUGUGUAUGAAGUCUGUGUGAGAAAGCCAGGUGUAGCAGACUUACCAGUAUUCCAACUGGAUACUUCCGCUAGUUUCUCCUCUUAGCUGAAAUCAAGAACCGUGUGUUUAUAGCCCCUUUCCCCAGACAUCAGACGACACAUGAUGCUCGGAAGAAUAAUUGGUUUUAUUGCACAAAAUGUAGCCUUUUAUGCACAGACCCCCAGCAUGGGGUCUCCAUUCACUGUAUAGCAGAACCAGCCCAGGGCCUCUGUGUCUGGGAGAUAAUUGUGUCAAUGUCUGCUACACUAAUUACCUCCUGGAUACAGAGAGACAAACACAGAAAAAUAAAAUAAAAAAAACAGAGUGAUCACAUUCCCGAACCCCGACAUGUUUUACAUCCCCAGAUAGCUCUUGCUGGAGCUCACUAAAAGCACCCUGAUCUGUGGAGGUUUGGGGAAACACCACUCCAUUAAAGUUUGGAGUGGCCGCUACAACAGAGGGAUGUUCGCGGCCAAGCCGGAGUUCCAUGUGGUCUAUGGACACGUGCCGCUGACAAGUCUGUGAUACUCCGACUCUGUGUAUAAGCUGUGGACGUGGUAGUGAGAGGCACUUGCUGAGAAGCAUGGAUGGGAUUGGGACUAAGGGAGCCAGGAGAAUGUUAUAGUCUUAAACAGUAAGUUUGGGGGUAACCGACACACCAGGGAAGAUGUGUCCAUGCCUCUAUAAAGAAAGUGAUUUAAGUCCUGCAUAGAGGAGAACUGAGUGGUAAGGAUGUGAUAUGUUCAAUGCUGUUUAAUUUCAUUUAACUCUCAGAAAUUAUAAAAAAAAAAAAAAAAAUUCAUUCUUUAUUUUUGUAGUGCAUAAGCUUAUAACAGAUGGUUGUGAGGUACCCCAAAGGCAAUCCUCCACCGCAUUGUAGACAUUUGAACAUUGAGGUACAAGAUAGGUCUAGCACAUUUUUUGUGUACAGAUAGUUUAAGUAGUAAACAGUAGAGGGUUUAACAGCUAACUGAUUCGUGGGAUAGGCAUAAGGCUAUCCUAACUAUAAAAUAAGACUAGGGACUAAUGAAAGUAUUUAGAAAAUUGGGCAGACUAGAUGGGCCGAAUGGUUCUUAUCCGCCGUCACAUUCUAUGUUUCUAUGAUUCAUAACUGAAGGUAACAUCGCUGGUAUAUCUGGUCAGUUAAUUUUUGAGCAUCAUAGAGUAACAUUCAAUCUACAAGAUAUAGGCUUAGUCUAGCUUUUAUACAAAAGUGGUUUACGAAUGGUUGAUAUAGGCUAGCAGCGGGUUUAUAGUGUGAUUGUAGGCAUAGGUCGGCAACCAAGCAUUUUUAAGGAAAGAGGAAUAAGACCUUAAUGGUACAUAAAACGAUGAGGCAAUGCUAAUGUGCUUAGAUGCUUAACUUGCUAAGCUGUGAGGUGAUUGUGUCUCGUUGUAGGCGGAUAUGAGGGAAGCUAAGUCAAUACGCUGGCCCUGGCUAUCUGCAAGUCUGUUCUCUUACAGUGUUAAACAUAUCAGCAAGGGUUAUAAAAGGUAUGAAUAUAAAGUAAAAAUAAAAAUAAUAGUAUGCACUUGUAAAAACUUUUGAGUCUAUUGAUGGUGCCCUUGGGAUUACUUGCCAGGGGUGGGAGAGUCCUCUGCAUAUCUGUAGGGUCAGCCAAUUCCCUGUUGGGGCCAGACUGUGGUCUGCCACGAGAGUCUCACUCCCUUCCUUGUGCCCUUGUGCUGCCAGUCCCAGAUUCUUGUAUGCUGCUGCAUCAUGCCUGCCGUCGGGCAGCAGAGUUGUUGUCCCAGGUGUUGUCCCCUGAUUUCACUUCGUGCUUGUAGUUGGCGCUGUAGCUUGUGUCCCCUCUGCUGGGAUGAUUUGGGAGCGUGGGGUCGGUCUGCACCGGGUCGGCGUGUGGUGGGGUUGCGAUGGGGUUGGUGAGUGGGUCUGCGUUGGUGCCGUGCCUGGGUGAGUGUGCGUGUAGGGCAGCGGUGCGUGCGCUGGUUCCCUCGCUGGGAGUUGGGUGGCGGUGGUCGCUUUGCAAGGGCAGUAGGCUGUGGUGGGGCAUGGGUGUACAGCUUACCAUACAGUUUCCUCCGGAAUGCCACAAAGUGGUUGUGGAUUCGUAUGAGGAUAUCUUGUGAUGUGCUCGUCGGAGUGUCAGUACUUGCUGCGUCCGCCAUUUUAGGUAGGUCUCCUCUUUCCCACCUUGGCGCCUCUCUGCUUCUUCGUGUGCCCGGGGUCGCCACCCCUGUGUGAUCCGGGAUUACUCCCACCGGUCCGGGUGGGGGGUGGGUAGCAGGGCUAUCUUGUGUUGUGGUCAGCUUCAGUAUGCCUCCAGAUCGGGGGAGCGGCUGCCUCCCCCGCCUGUCGCGCACCAAGCCGCAGUGUCAGUCGCGGUUCCAUCUGGCCCCAUUCGGGUCGCCUGCCGACCUCUUCUGUGCCUCCUGUUGUGGGUGGCAGGAGGGUAUCUGGGGUUGCCGCUUGUGUUGCCCGUAGGAGCCUUAUUGUCUGCUUUUUGCCGAGUUUGUGCGGGAGCUCGUGGAGAACACGUCUCUCCGCCAUGAUGGUCAAGCCCCGCCCCCCAACUCUCAGAAAUUUUAACACCCACACUGAAAUAAAUUGAGCUGUAUAAAAGUGGCCACAUUGGUUAAAACUUUCAGCUCUUAGUAGAUGUGAAUUCACCUGAUAAAAUCUAAAUCUAUUUUACCUGCAAUAAAUUUUGUGUGUCAAAUCUCCUUAAUUUCAGGGUUUUCAAUUGUGGUUACAUCAAUCUGGCCAUAUCUUCAACAGGUAAGUUGUGUGGUGUGAUGCAUAAAAAUGUCAUAAUCCUUGUGUGUGGAAGGUGUGCAUGUAAAACUAGUGGUGGUAUAAUCUCCAUACAUUUUGUGUUAACAGUUUAUUUUUCUUAUUUUAUUUUUUUUUUGUCUAAGGUUGACGUGAGUGCUGAUACCAGUUUCCUUGGUUGGGUUAUAGCAUCGUACAGUCUGGGCCAGAUGUUGGCUUCGCCUUUGUUUGGACUUUGGUCCAACCAUAGGCCGAGAAGAGAACCACUCGCCGUAUCCAUAAGCAUCUUGGUAGCUGCCAGUGUCCUAUAUGCUUAUGUACAUGUUCCUGCUUCUCACAACAAAUACUACAUGCUGAUAUCCAGGGCUCUAGUAGGAUUUGGAUCAGGUACAUUUUAAAUACAAAUGUGUUUUUAGUACUUCCUGUAUUAAGUGCUGCUGUCAUGAAAAGUAUACCAAUAACUGAAAGAUCAGCAACUGAGUGAAAAUCUAAUUUUAUAUACUCUGGCACUUUUCUGGAAACAAUUUAUGCACAUCACUCAGCUCUCACCUGCUCACAGUUCUGAUUAUCUUUAGUGUCUUCAUCAAUUGUGAUCAUUCUUGAGCAGUUCUGUUUAUGUUGCAUUAUUCUCCAUCAAGAGUGGUACCUACCUUGUACAGGGAGCAAUAGGGCCACACUAGGAAUACAAGGUAAAACAGGUGCUAUAUAUCCAAUGACAACAUUUUCUUAUGUUUCUAUAGAUGUUCUUCCAGAUUUCCCCCUUGCAUUUAGCUUAAUAGCCACAUAGGAUAUUAAAACUUUAAUUAGUCAGAACAUCAUUUAUGAAAAAUUAAACUGAAAAUGUGCUGGGAGAUAUACACCCCAAAGGAUUACGGCACUUGAUGACACUUCCUAUAACACAGAUCCAUAUACAGCAUAGAUACGGAGGGAGGUGUCCAACUAAUUAUGCUGUGUUAGUAAAGUUUUAUGGCAAGAAACAUCUACGUGUGUGAGCGCUCCAAAGAAAAAACUCAAAGGUAAUUCCAGCACAAAGGGAUCUGAUAAGCUCAAGUGUAAAGAUACAUUACUUCUAAAUAAUAAACAAAGGCUAAUAAAAUAAGUGUGUAUAUAUAUAUAUGAGAGAGCAACAGUGUCUGAUGAUAUAGAAUUUUAAUGGACUUUUAAUGCACAGUAUCAUAUAAAAAUAAAAACAAUGAUAUAUAUAUAUAUAAAAUGUACACAGAUUCUAAGAAAAUUGUCAAUAUGACUCCAGCGAGAGGCCCCUUCGCUGGGGUGAUCCCAAGGAAAAAUAAUAGAUAAAUGAAAAAUCCCUGAGUCAAAAAAGUAGUUCAGUGUAAAUAAAAUCCGAAGUAAUCAAUUGACCCUUGGGGGGGGGGGCGAGAGGGAAUUUGGAGCACUUAAACCCACCUGGCUAUAAGACAAGGUUAAGGAUACUCUGAGCACGUUCCCAAGCCUGAAAAAGCUCUGGGGGUAACCCAAAGUAACUUACGCCACACCAAACGCCGGGUAAGGGAGCACGCUGAUCAACCCGCCCGAUGCUGUGAGGUCUGUCAGUUUUCGGCAGUUAGUGUCACUGCCUUAAUGGCGUAUUCAAUGUCAGGAUAAAAUAUGCUGGAAACUUGAGUAAAAGGAUUAGGAGUCAGAAGUCUAUGCAUUUCGUCUUACUGGAAGACUUUUUCAAGACUAAAUUCCUCAGGUAUAUAUACACCGAUAUUCAGCCAUAACAGUGGGAUUAAACAUGAUGUCAUCCUAAAUGGGGAGCCCUUUCUUAAAGUGACAACAUAUCAAAAACCACUGUAAAAAUGAUGAUCAUAAAGGAGAUUUAAAAAGACAAUACUUCAUUAAAAUCCAUAAAUGGUGAACAUAAUUUGGACAUUAAGACCCAAGUAAAAUACAUCACUAAUCAAAUCAUAAAAAACAAUAGUAAUAGAAUAAUCUUACCACUUUUCUUCUUUAAAAAGUGGUAAUAUAAUUAUUGCCAUAGGUCACUAUAAAAAGUAAAAUUAGUCUCUUUAAAUCUUAUCCUAUCACCAAACGGAGAGGGGUCCUGGGGUUGGUAAACACAUAGAUAUGAAAAGGCAAUAUUAUUCUGAUAUUAAUCUACAUUCACAAGUUGCACAAGUACAAUCAUUGUUAUUUUAAUCGUUAAGUGAACAAUAAUGGAAGCAGUUGUUAUUCAGUGUUAUAUAGAACAACCAGAAAUAUUUGGGAUACGGCUGAGAAAUCUAAAAUUGAAAAAUAGUGUAAAUUACAUAGUGUAAAUCUGUAUCAAAUAAUAAGUAAGUAUUCAUGAAAUGCACUCACAAGAUUAGACAAAAAAUAUCGCUCCAUGGUGCCUCCCCCGAUAGUAAUGGGGGGCUAUUAUCCUCCUCCAGUUGCUCCAAAAGAGUAGAUGAAAAACAGGACUCCCAGGAUGGUGGGAAAAAUAAAUAAAGCGGCUUUAUUAAGGAUGAGACAUCACCCAGCAAUAAAUAUAAAAUGUAAACUUAAAAUGAGGUCCUACGCGUUUCGUUCACAAUGUGGAACUUCCUCAGGGACCAAAAAUUUAAAUCAAAUGUUAUACAGCAAUAACAAAACAUAAAAUGCAGCCUAAUCCCACCCUCCCACUAGUCCUGUUUUAUAGGGCUAACCCCUGAGUUGAUUGAUGGUAAUCUGGGCGUCCUUCUCUGUUUCGUCCUUCAUUGGUGAAAUAGUUGAUCACAUCCAGCUGACUUGUUCUUAUUUUGACUGCAGUCAAAAAAUCCCGCGUUCCAUGUCAGCCGAAAACCGGAACCGGAAGUGGACACAUACUUCCGCGUUCCAUUCAAUCGUGCGUUUCAACAGAGGAGGUCAAGAUGUAAAGUGUUUGUUAACAUGGCCAUCUAGUGGUCGCCAGGGGAAUAGUCCCAAAUAGUAGAUAUUGGAAACAGUUAUAUAUCUGUUAAGACAAAACAUAGUAAUAUCGGCAGCAACAUGGAGAAAUAUAAAGCAUGAAUUUAUCAUAUUAAGAUCUUCAAUAAGUAUUUGAUCUAGAUCUAAUUUCAAAAAAGUUUAAUUAUAAUCUUAGAUUAAUAAUUGUAAAUAAUGUAAAGUAUUAAAGUGAUAAUACAAAAGAAUUUUUUUUUUUUUUAAAUAUAACUGAAAUAGAAUAAUAAAAAUUUGGAAAAGAGAGCACACAAAUCUACCAUGGAUAAUCUCUUAAUUUAUAAGCAUUUAUUUAUCCAAAUCAAAUACCCUUGAUUAGAUAAUAAAAUAGUUGUUAAUCUACUUUUUAUUAAAUAAAUAUAUAAGGAAUUAUAUCAUGAGAACUUAUUCAAUACAACUCUAUAUCUCUAUGUGAUUCCCAAAAGGUAGAGAGGGGAACAUGAAAAAGAGGAAGAGAAGACCAAAUGUUAAUAUAGUACAACGUAGAGGUAUAUAAACAGACCAGAAACCCAAUAUGGUUUAUGAAAAGCAGGCCAAAUCGAUGUCUACAUUUAAUCCCAUUGGUUCUAGUGUUUUUAGUUGGUGAAUCCAAAAGGUUUGUCUUUGGGAUAAAUUUUUUGUCCUAUCACCACCACGCCAGUGGGAGACAACUCUUUCAAUACCUAUGCAUCUGAACUCUUUCCAUGAAAAAAAGGGGCAUAUACUGCAAUGAGCGGAGACUGAAUGGGUAAUUAACCCCUUCCUAAUAUUGUUCAGAUGUUCAAGUAUACGAACUUUUAAAAUUCUUGUAGUGCGACCCACGUACUGUUUGCCACACGGACAUUGUAGUAAAUAAACCACAAAAUCCGUGUGGCAACCUAUAUCUGAUUUAAUGUGGUAUACCCUCCCAGUUUUGAAACUAGAGAAGGUAUUGGAUCUCUCAAUAGUCACGGUCUUACAGGCUUUACACACAUUACAUCCCCUACAAAAUCCUGUAUUCGUAUUGGUGGAAGAGGUUUUAAUAGCGUAACUAGGUGCCAACAUAUUUUUGAAGUUUUGAUUUUUCUUAAAAAUUACUCGAGGGUGUUCAGGUAUGUGUAUUCCCAACACUGGGUCUUGUAACAGUAUUGACCAAUGAUUCUGUAAUCCUUUUUUAAUCUUUCUAUGGUCAACAUUGUAUUGGGUCAGAAAGGCAGACCUGAAUCGGUUAUCCACAGUAUCAAAAAUGGGUUUGUCCAUUAAUAAUGUAUUUCUAUUUGUUUGUGUUAAAUGGCAAAUUUCUUUUUCCAAGGCAUUUCUCUUGUAUCCCUUCUCCAAUAGUUUAUCUUUAAUGUGAUGUGAUUGGAUGUAAAAAUCAUGGUCAUGUGAACAGUUGCGUCUAAGGCGUGUGAAUUGGCUUUUAGCUAUUCCCUUAAGCCAGGGCUUAUGAUGACAACUGUCCUGAUGUACGAAAUCGUUGCCAUCAGUUGGCUUGAAAUAGCACUUAGUACGAAUUUGGCCAGCUUCACUAAACAAAGUGAGGUCCAAAAAAUUAAUUGUGUCUUUACUCCAAACAGGAGUGAAGACUAAAUUAUAUUGGUUGGAGUUUAGAAAAUUCACGAAUUCAAAAAAUAAGAUAGAAGACCCUUUCCAAAUAAUAAUAAAAUCAUCAAUAUAGCGCCGCCAGAGCACCAAGUUUUCCCUCCAGUCAUGCCUUGACCACACAAAUAAUUCUUCCCAUCUCCGAACAUAGGCGUUGGCAUAACUGGGGGCAAACCCGGUGCCCAUGGCGUUCCCCAUGAUCCGUAAAUAAAAUUUUACAUUAAAAAAGAAAUAAUUGUGCUCUAAAAUAAAUUUAACAGCAAAUAAAAUAAAUGUUUUUAGGCCCUGUGAAAGAUCUGGAUCUUGGUCCAUGAAGUAAUCAAUGGCCUCUAACCCUCGUGAGUGACUAAUAACUGUGUAUAGGAAGGUGACAUCUAGGGUCGCCCAACUAUAUUCCGGAUCCCACUCGAUAUUUUCAAUUUCUUGUAGGAAUGAUUUUGUAUCCUUGACAUAUGAUGGCGAAUUUUGAGCGUAUUUCUGUAAAUAAAAAUCUGCAAAAGCAGAUAAAUUAGCAGUAAUCAAGUUUAUCCCGCUUAUAAUUGGGCGGCCCGGGGGGUUGGGAAGAUGUUUAUGGGUCUUAGGGAGAAAGUAAAAGAUGGGAAUGGUGGGAUUUUUUUGAAAUAAAUAUUCAAAAUUUUUUUGAGAAAUGAUUUCAUCCUUCUUAGCCUUCUCUAAAAUGCUUAUCAAUUCUAAAUUGAAUUGAUGUGUAGGGUCAGAUUUCAGAAGUACAUAUGUAUUUACGUCAUUCAAGAUAUUAGAAGAUUCCUCCAAAUAAUAAGUCAUUGUCAUAAGAACGAUACCCCCCCCCUUUGUCAGCCUCCCUAAUAACCAAAUCUUCUCUUUCCAUAAGAUUUUUUAAAAUAUUAGAUUCUUUUUUUUAGUAAGAUUAUGAGUACAGCUUUUAGAUUUGUUUUCCCUUGUCACGGAUUGAAAUUCUUGAUCUACCAUCCGUUCAAAUAUUUCUAAAUAAGGACCCCUACUUUGUACGGGGAAAAAAUGAGAUUUAGGUUUAAAUUUAAAAUUGGAUUGUAUAUUCUCACUAGGGCCAUUAAUAUCAAGUGGUGAGGGAUGCAAGAGAAAAUGCCUUUGGAUAGUCAUAGACCGAAUGUAUUUUUUAAGGUCUAUAUAUAAUUUAAAAUCAUUUGCCGUUUUGUUGGGGGCAAAUUUCAUCCCCUUGGAGAGUAAAUCAAUUUCGUCAUCUGAUAAUGGUGUUUCAGUUAGAUUGAAUAUACCCUUUGUUACUUCUUUUUCCCUCAAAGGAUAUGCCAAAGAGGGAGAAGUAUUUAGUCUUCUGUCCUUAUUCUCUUUUGAGGGGAAUCUUGUUGUAACAGGGAAAAUCGAUUGGGAUGUUCCCAUGUUUCUGCCCUGGGACGGAAGUAGUUGGUGAUAUUUUUUUCUCGUGGGCCUUUCAAACGCCCCUGAAAAUUUGAUUCUUUAUCAUUAAACUGAAUGUUGGCCCUUUCUCUGUCAUUAAACUGAGUAGUGGCUCUUCCUUGAUCCAAUUUAUGUCUAACAACCUGAGCAUAGGAAUGAGUAUCUCUAUUGGGAUCAGGAGAUAAUCUCCUCUGUGAUAUAUGAGAUUUCUCUUGAUGGAGAGCAGUGUUAGAGUGAUACGUGUUUUGAUGUUGAAAAUUGUGUAAAUGAUAUGUAUCCCCUUGACUAUCUUUAGACACUGAGGUAGUCCUCUUAUGAAAGGGUACUUUAGAGGAAAUGUUCCUAUACGUAUAGGGUCGUGUUUUUUUCCGAUGUAAUUUAUUUUGUGUUGAAAAAGUAUUAGACAUUUUGUCUUCUUUGUCCCUCUUAUAUUUUUUAUUUUUGGUCUCAGCUAUUUUCUCAUCAAGAUUCCUGAUAUUAGUCUGUAAAGUUAUUUCUCUUUCUUUAAAUUCUUAAUUUUCUGUAUCUAAGGUGGAAUUUGCCUCUAGGGUAUUUCAUUCUCCUUCUAUUUUAUUUUGUAAAUCUUUUGAAUAUUUAAUAAUGAGUUGUAUUAAUUGAAAGGAACAAUUGGUAAGAAUUUCAUCCCAUUCUUCUAAAAAUAAGGGAUCUUCUAAUCCAAUGGCUGGGGUUUUAUCAAUCCUCAAACCUCUGGGAAUUCUCAUGCUAUAAUUCCUUAUAUAUUUCUUAUAAAAAGUAGAUUAACAACUAUUUUAUUAUCUAACCAAGGGUAUUUGAUUUGGAUAAAUAAAUGCUUAUAAAUUAAGAGAUUAUCCAUGGUAGAUUUGUGUGCUCUCUUUUCCAAAUUUUUAUUAUUCUUUUUCAGUUAUAUUUAAAAAAAAAUAAAAACAUUUCUUUAGUAUUAUCACUUUAAUACUUUACAUUAUUUAAAAUUAUUAAUCUAAGAUUAUAAUUACAGUUUUUUGAAAUUAGAUCUAGAUCAAAUACUUAUUGAAGAUCUUAAUAUGAUAAAUUCAUGCUUUAUAUUUCUCCAUGUUGCUGCCGAUAUUACUAUGUUUUGUCUUAAUAGAUAUAUGACUGUUUCCAAUAUCUACUAUUUGGGACUAUUCCCCUGGCGACCACUAGAUGGCCAUGUUAACAAACACUUUACAUCUUGACCUCCUCUGUUGAAACGCACGAUUGAAUGGAACUCGGAAGUAUGUGUCCACUUCCGGUUCCGGUUUUCGGCUGACAUGGAACGCGGGAUUUUUUGACUGCAAUCAAAAUAUGAACAAGUCAGCUGGAUGUGAUCAACUAUUUCACCAAUGAAGGAUGAAACAGAGAAGGACGCCCAGAUUACCAUCAAUCAACUCAGGGGUUAGCCCUAUAAAACAGGACUAGUGGGAGGGUGGGAUUAGGCUGCAUUUUAUGUUUUGUUAUUGCUGUAUAACAUUUGAUUUAAAUUUUUGGUCCCUGAGGAAGUUCCACAUUGUGAACGAAACGCGUAGGACCUCAUUUUAAGUUUACAUUUUAUAUUUAUUGCUGGGUGAUGUUUCAUCCUUAAUAAAUAUUAAUAUAUAUAUAUAUAUAUAUAUAUAUAUAUAUAUAUAUAUAUAUAUAUAUAUAUAUAUAUAUAAAAAAAAUUUGGUCAGAACCCCUAUGGGCUUAAUGAAGAUAUAGAACAGAUCUUCUAGUGUUCCCCUUCCCCCCAAAAUUUCUGUAGCAAUUUCAAAUGGUCUUUUUACCUAUUGACCGUGGGUCACUAAUGGACUCAGAUAUUUAUGGCCCCUAUUGGACCAUUGGUUCUGACCACAUUUUUUUUUUUUUUUUUUUUCUCUCUCUCUCUCUCUCUCUCUCUCUCUCUCUCUCUCUCUCUCUCUAUAUCUAUAUAUAUAUAUAUAUAUAUAUAUAUAUAUAUAUAUAUCUAUAUAUAACGACAUAUACUGAUGUUUUCUUUUUUCUUUUUAGGAAAUGUUGCUGUUGUGCGAUCGUACGUUGCUGGUGCCACAUCCUUGUCUGAAAGAACAGGUGCAAUGGCUAACAUCAGUGCUUUCCAAGCCCUAGGUUUUAUACUGGGUCCAGGUAAGUCAGGAAGCUAUCCCAGUCGUUCUCCAUGUUAGAUGUACUGCCAGUUUUGAACUAGUGUAUAUUCUAGUGAAUGUUGAGGAGGUACAGUCCAUGGAGGAUUUUGUUCCUCUUUCCCAAUGACGGGAAUGCUACCAAGGUUUCUCCUGAGUGCUCCGGUCUGAAUUGACGCUUAUUUAAAAUAUUGUAGAAUCGGAGCUCUUGGAGACUGGUUAUGUUUUUCUCUCUCAGUUUUUUUCUACUUUCAUUUUAUGCUAUUUAAAGUUUUUACAAUACUUUUAUGGUUCAAAUUAAAAAAUUCCUGUUGAAAAAGAGAUUGUGAUGCCAUCAUUUAUUAAUUUCAUUGUCAGUACUUUCAGUUGAAUCUCUGAUGUUAUAUAAGAUUUCUUUCUUUAUUUGUAAAUAAUGUAUUUUCAAAAAGAUUUCAGAAUACUGAAAUUUUGUGAAUUAAAAAAAAAUUGUGAAAUACUACUACAAUGCUGCUUUAAUAUUAAAGAGACAAUCAUAGCAACAAAAAUACUUUAUCUUAAUGAAGUGGUUUUAGUGUAUAUAUCAUGCCUCUGCAGUCUCGCUGCUCAAUUUUCUUGCAUUUAUUAGUUAAAUCAGUUUUGUUUUUCUUUAUGCAGCCAUAUUCAUACUUCCCCUGGCUGUGACUCACACAGCCGACACGAAAAACUGUUUGAUUUUCAAUCAGAUGUGACAGCACAGUGUGUAUACUUUAGACAUUUUUAACUCCUGCUCUGUUACUAGCUUGUUAAAGCAUCCUGUGUAUGAUUAAAGUUCAAUUAACAGACUAAUAGAGUGGGAGAUGAGAAAUUCUAAAUUAAACAGACCGUGCUGUAAAUGAAGCAUAAAAACAUUGGAUAUCUUUUUACAGGAUAUGUGCAGGGAGACUUCAAGGGAAAGAUGUGACUAGCACUGCAUAAACAAAGUGAUUUAACUCCUAAAUAGCAGAAAAUUGAACAGUUAUACUACAGGGGCACUACAUAUACACCAACACCACUCCAUUAAGUUAAAGUUGUUUAGGGCUCAUCGUGUCCCUUUUAUAAUUACUCUCAAAUAGCAUUAGCAUCCUCACUUAAACUGGUACUUUAGUACUUUUAGGUCCCUUUUAGAAGUAUCCCAUUAGGUAUACAUACCUCAGUCUGAUAAAAAUUGGGAAGCCCAGGUGUACUAUAGCACUAUUUGAGCACUCAGACUAGUUGUUCCUACAGUCCUGAAUAGGUGACAGGGUUGUUGGAUUAUAGUGAGCAAUAUGUUUACGGAGUGCUUCAUACUAGAGCAAGUUAAUAACAUAGAGGUUUUAUGAAUGGAAAAAAGGUUACAGUGAAACAGACAUGGCAGAAGUAGAAACGUUUCUGGAUUAUUUUGCUCUUCUUGUUCAAAAAUUAUCGUAUGAUUAGGGCAUAAUCUAAUUAAAGAAAUAAAAGAAUAACCUUUACAAACAUCUACUCUACCUCCUCCUAUCUUAAAGUAUUUUAAGUAAGAUAUAACGGCACACGUUCAAUAAAAAAAAUAGCAGAAACAAAACUUGCGGUCUUCCACCCCUUCCCAGCUUUCCAGGCGUGCUUUACGUUAAUUGGUGAGAAAGGAGUGACUUUCCAAGCCAUUGACCUACAAGUGAACAUGUACACAGCACCGUCCUUAAUGGGAGCUCUUCUCGGUAUUGUUAACAUCAUACUGGUAUUUGCAAUAUUCAGGUAAUCAAGUCAAUAUCCAGUCAUUUAUUAUUUUACAACUUUCUAUAUUUCUGUUUGCUGUUAGUGAUCUUCCUACAGACAAAAACAUUAUGUAAUGCUGUCAUUUUAAAGAACUUUAUUGCAGAUAAAUGAGUCUUCGAAACAAGUGUACAACAUAAAACAUGACUGUGCUAACAUAUAAGAAGCAAGGGGAAGGGAGACCAAAAUAAAUAUAAGAGUUGACGUGAUGAGGAAAGGGUACUCCAAGUGUUGUGUCAAUAGUCGUACUGACUAUUGAUAUCACGAUUAACUUCUCUGUAUGACCAUGUUCUUUAUGUUAUAAAGAAAUGACGGACACUCUUAGUAUUUGCUAAAUUGUACUUAAACCUGGCACGGCCUGCUUUCUUAGCCUGCAGUUGAGUAUAAUGGCCUGUGUGCUAUUAUUGUAUUAAUUAUUGUUGUUUCACAGGGAACACAGAGUGGAUGAACUGGGAAGACAGAUUUCUAAUGUCAAUUAUGAAAAUGAAGGUAAUGCAAACUCUUCUGCCAGAUUAUCUACUAAUUUUGUAACAUACAUCUGCCAUAAUUACUGUAUACCUUUUAUAAGUAUAAUUUUAUGAUUGUAUGUGUAUUGUAUGAUGCAGGAAAUACAGGGUUUCAUAGAUUAUGUUGCAUAGAUAUUGAUCAUUUGAAUUACUGGUUACAUUAUUUCUUAGAAAUUUCACAACGAAUUAGAACGUUUCCUAAGCGAGUUUGCUUGUAGGUGGAAAAUGCAGAGCUGUACAAAGCUUUCUUUUUUGCGUUUGUGUUUUGUGAUCCAUAUGGCAAAUUGUUUCAGAUAUUUACUAUGAAAGGCUAGGCUCCUAUUCAGGAAGGAAACUCAUGCCAAAUGCCACUGGACUAGGGAACAAAAAGCAUUUGACUUACAUGCAUCAAGACUACAGUUCAGUGUGUGGCAGUCAUUAUAAUAUUAGGGACGAUGUAAUUUUUUUUGGUCCACCUUUAUUGAUCUAAUAUGGAUUGACACCACACACCAUCUAAUUAUUUCUACCUUUUCUCCUAUAAUUGUUGGCUACUCUUAUGAAUGUAUAUCCCAUUUAGCAUUGGUAGGUGUGGGGUAAAAGGAUGCCAUUGAAGGGUGUUAUUACACUUGUCCCUUAUAACAGAAAUGAGGGCAGUUAUCUAUGAAUUUUCUACAUAUAAUAAAACUUAUGGUCUAAGAAAUAGACUUAAAUUGUAAAGGUUACAUAAAUGCUAAAAUAUCUAAAACUGUAUUAACACCGUAUGGGGUGGAGGAUUUAAGCUUAUAGAUCCACUCGGUCUCUUUCUUGGCUAGGGUUUUCGUGGUGUUACCACCUCUCCAAUGUGGUGUUACUUUGUCAAUGCCUAUACAUAAAAUGUUUUGUUCAAUUGGCUGGAAUCUGAAAAUUAAGUUUGAGGACGCCACAUACUCCAGUAUGCCUGUCAACUUGGGCAGUAAUGUUAGAAGAUUUGAAAGCAUGCCUUUAAGCUCAUGGUCUUUCAGUGCUUGACAUGAUGUUCAGGUCUUAAUUACCUGAAACUUUCCAUGGACUCUGUGACCGCUUAUAUUUUAGAAGCCAAUUUAAAGUGUUACUCGAAGCACCAUGACUAAUUCAGUGAUUUGACGUGGUUAUGGUGGUUGGAGUUUGUACGUGUAGUUAUUCAGUGUUGCUGCCGGAGGUACAGUUACAAGAGUUCCAUGCUGGCUAUUGUUAAAUCUCUGCAUAUUUGGUGUCUGCCAGCAGCGCUCCAAUGGUUUCACGGCCCACCCUCUGUGCCGCCCAAGUCCUACCUUCAGCCUGGGGAGUCCCUAUCCCUAAAACACUGUUUUAGUUGUAGUGUGCCAUAAAUAUGCUGCUGAAUCUGAAUAAAUGUUUUGUUUCUGCAGUAACUGUUCGUCUUUUACUUUCAGAGUAUGCAGCCGAAAUUAAUAGUGAGGAGUCCGUCGACCAAGUUGCUGUUGUCUCAUCUAAUAUACUUUUCUUCGUUAUUUUGUUUUGUUUUGCCAUUUUUGAGACGUAAGUAUUCUGACAUUUUGCUUUUUAGCUACGGUGUAGAAACUAGUGAUAAAGAGCAAUUACAUUGUCUUUGGUUGCCAUUCAAUUAAAAAAUUACAAUUUUGAAAUCAGCUCAGAUCAAUGUUCUAUAUGUGUAAACACAUUGUGUACUGACCACACACAUGUGGAUUGAUGGAUAAAUUGGUACUUACACGCAUAAAAUCAAAUCAGAUGUAGCAAAAGACCAUCAAUGAAUUCUAGCUUUUUCCUCUUGCACUAAUGACAACAUUGUUAAUUGCCUCCCUCGCAGUAUUGCCACCCCUCUAACUAUGGACAUGUAUGCGUGGACCCGCUCACAAGCUGUUUUGUACAAUGGAAUCAUUCUAGCUGCUAUUGGUUUUGAAUCAAUGGUUGUGUUCAUUGGGGUUAAAAUUCUCUCUAAAAUGUAAGUUUUGAUCAAGUUAUUUAUGUUUUUUCUUGUACAAUAGAGACAUAGAAAUAAUGAUAAUAAAAGUUACACCACAGCUAACCUGUGGCCCACAUACAUUCGCUGAUUACACUGGCAAUCUUGUCUGCUAGUGCUAACUCUGUAAAUCUGCCCUAAUUAACAUAAUAAUACUAGUUUUUAGAUUGUGUUAAUGUUAAGUAAUUUUUACAUUUCUUUACAGAUGCUCAUGUUUCUUUCUUUCAUGUAAAUUAUGGGUGUCUAAUCUUUUGGCUUCCCUGGGUAGCAUUGAGAGCAGAGGAAUUGUCUUGGGCCGCACAUAAAAUCUACAGUAUAAUAAGUUAUAUAAUAACCUUUUCUCAAGUUUGUUUAGAAGAUAACUACCUUAUUUGAUAUCCUUAUGUGGGACCUUCAUAUUUAAGGAUACCAAUUUAGGGAGCUAUCUACUAAACACACAUGUGUAUAUACAUAUACACAUAAUCCAUCACAUACACACAAUCACAGAACUACACACACAUAAUCACUGAUAUACCCACAUACAAUCACAGACCCACACACACACAUAAUCACAGACCUAUACACACAGUCACAUUCAUACACACACACAUAAUCACAGGUGUGUGUACACACACACACACACACACGUACAAUCACAGACCUGUACACACAAUCACUCACACAAAAACACACACACACAAUCAAAGACCUGUAUACACACACUGUCACAAAUACACACACAGUCACAUACAUAUUCACAUAUGUAGACACACAGACCCACACACACCUAUUCACACAAUCACAGAUAUAUACACACACAAAGAUACAGAUACACAAUCACAGACUCACACAUACAUGCAAUCACAGACCAAUACACACAAUCACACACACACACAUAUAUAUAUAUAUAUACACACACACACACACACACACACACACUCUCACUCACAUACAUUCAAACAGACAAUCACAGACCGACACACAAAAAUUACAUUCAUACACAUUUAGUACUAACAAGGUCCACCAAGCCUCCCUACCUUGAAUGGAUAAUCUGUCCCUGGUGGCUAGCGGUUGCUGCUGAGGUGGGAUCUCUGUGCUUUUCUUGCACAGGUCACUCGCUCUCCCAGUAAUAAUGCCGAUAUGACAUCAAAUCCCUGCAGCCAGCACAUUGCAAGGUGCACAUGGGAGCUGUGCAGGAGGAGCACAGAAUGUAAACGGCUCCCUGCCUCCCUUGCCACCUGGCAGUGUGGACCACAACCGGGCCGUAUUGCUGUCCCGGGCCGCGGGUUGGACAGCCCUGAUGUAAAUGGACCUCCCGCCAAGGUCUGAGCCAAGAUAAUUAAACGACAGGAAAAUCAAAUAGCUAAAAACUUGUACAAUGCUACGUUUAUACAACCUAUAUGUAGUUUUUAAUUCUCUUCAAAAUGAUUUAGACAUUAAAUCAUUGAGAAGGGCAUAUAGGUUGCAUUUAUUUGUUAAGAAGGGCAUAUGGAUUGAAGUUAUGUGUUAUAGUGAAAUUCAGUUUUGAAUACAGCCAUUAAAAAUGAUUUUUAAUCUUGUUAAUUUAUAUAUGAAUUAUUUUUACAGGACUGAAGAGCGCAUAUUACUCCUUGGUGGACUGGUAAUAAUUUGGGUUGGGUUCUUUAUCUUAUUACCUUGGGGAACCCAGUUUCCAAAGAUUCAGUGGACAGGUAAAGCAACCCUGUUUACUUUGUUAGUAACAUGCUCAGCACCUUAAAGAGUGAGACUCCCCUAAACUCUUCAACUUUUCUUCUCUUGUUCACAGACAUACAGAAUAAUACCAUUUACAACUCCAGCUACUGGCUCUCAAAUACAGCAGACUACAGUAAUCACACGGUGGAGCCAACUGGGUGCCCUCCUGUGCAAUCAUGGUGCUUUUAUACGCCUGUCAUUCACCUAGCACAGUAUCUUACAUCUGACAUUCUGAUAGGCAUUGGCUACCCAACUUGUAAUGUCAUGUCAUAUACUUUGUACUCCAAGAUCAUAGGUCCGAAACCUCAGGUAUGGCUAAUAUUCAAAGUGAUUAUACUGUGUCUUCACAGACAUGAGAUAAGUACAUAUGAAAGUCUAGAGGAGAUUGUUUCAGAAUAUUACCAAUUUUAUAUAUUUUAAAGAAACACUGUAGCAUUGGGAAUACAAAUCUAUAGGAAAAAUGAGCAUCAGGUGCAGGGCAGACAAUAUCCUACACCUGUUGCAUUAAGAAGGGGGCUAAGUGGAUAACCAGGGCAUAACCCCGAAGUGCAAAUAUAGAAAAAUAAAAUAAAAGAACUGGUCUCAGACAAUGAACUGGUACCAAGACUCACAAUGUUACCACUAUAGAUAUUCAGGUCCUAUGUGUAGCAAAAUUGAAAAAAAUUUUUUUUUAUUUUAUGGCAAUGAUGUAUAGUAGUGCCACAAAACAUAAAAAUGAACCACAGAUAAACAUUUAAUUGUGAUAGUGUUACACACAGUGAAAAACAAAACUGAUUAAAAAGGGAACCAAUCGCUUUCAAGAAUGUACAUAAGGUAGUGAAAACACUAGAUGUAAUAUUUAAUAGCUUAGGGGUAGAUUGUAUCAUGAAUAGAUGGUAACCAACAGUUAUCCACCUGGCUGUUUGAUACAAAAACAGUGUUGCCAGGUUAAACAGUGUCACGUAAUAGUAUAGGUUUCCUUAUGAAUUCUAGGCUAUAGUCCGUGCACAGUAGCUAUAAUAAAAAAAAAAUAGUAAAUGAGAUAGCACUUAACCAGUUGUAAGCCAGAUUAUAAAUCCCUAAGUACUAUUCAACAUGACAAGAAGCCUCCCAAAACAUAUACAAUCUAGUAUAAUUUAGAAUAAAUGCCGGGGGUAAAAAAUAAAUAAAAAUAAUAAUAAAUAAAUGUAAAAAAAUAAUAAUUAUAUAUAUAUAACAGAUAAUAUAUCACAGUAGUACUGCAUUCGUGUCUGAUAUACAGCUGCUGCAGAAAUAGACAGGGAACUGGGAGGGGAAUAGAGAGUAAAAAUGUCUAGUGAAGGAAAAUGUCCAAUAACAUUGCUUGUUUGCUAUAUCACCUACACCAAUCCAUCUCCUCCACCCUCCUUACUCAAUUUUGCUACACAUAGGACCUGAAUAUCUAUAGUGGUAAGUCCUGGUACCAGUUCUUUGUCUGAGACCAGUGCUUUUUUUUUUUUUUUAAUAUAGGAAUACAAUUCUAGUCCAGGAAUAUUUUAAUUAGUAAUUCAGUUAUUUCUCCAAUGUUAAAUUCUUGUAAAACUUUAGAAGGAAAUUUUAGGAUUUGAUGAAUGUUUUUGUUCCUGUUCUGCAGAUGCUUGUGCCUUAAGGGAAAUUUGCCUAAAUACUUUGGGUGCUUUAGUAUUUAGCAUUUUAGUAGAAAUUCCCAUGAGUGACAGAAGGUGACUGUUUUUUGAAUUGGCGCUCAAAUUAGUUUUUUGCAUUUUUCACACACAAACAAAUAUUAACACUAACUUUGGCUAGUGUUUGUGACCAGGUGGCUAGUAAAAACGACUGGACAUACACCAUUUGGAAUACCUUAGGUUGUCUACUAUUACAAAAGGUAUGCCAUCAUGGGACUAAUUCCCAUUCCUGGGCUACCAUACGGCCUCAAAGGCAACGUAACCAAUCUGGUGAAUUUAAAUGUGAAAAAAAAAUGAAAAAUUUAACACGCUAUAUUUGACCCUGUAACUUCCCAAAACACCAUAAAACCUGUACAUAGGGGGUACUGUUUUACACGUGAGACAUCGCUGAAUACAAAUAUGUGUAUUUUAUUGCAGUAAAAGCAAACAGUACUAUGACAUUCACAGUUAAACUGUCACGUAGAACUAAAAUAUUUUUUAAAAUUCUUAUUUUCUCCCAUUUGUUUAUAUUUUAUUCAUAAUAAAUUAUGUUUCAUACCUAAAUAUUUGAUGUUAAAUGAAAGCCCUGUUUCCCCUGAAUAAAAUGAUAUAUAAUAAGUUUGGGUGCACAAAAUAUGAAAGAGGUGAAUUAUGCCUGAACAGACAUAUAGCGCAAAUUCAAGUUUUUUUUUUAAUGUUUUGUUUUGAUCACAACAUUUACAUUUGGCUCAGUCCUUAAGGGGUUAAAUAUCAGUGUCUACACGUUUCAUUUGGAAUGUAAAUCAAUAGAAAUUACUUUCUCAAAGCGUGGAUACUUAGAAAUUUUUAUUACACCUGCAGGGGAACUUGUCCGUAAAAAUUUGAGAAACACUGUUGUAAGACAUUUUUAUGUUCACAUUUAUGUUUUUUCCUUUGAUCUAUUAAUUAUGUUCUUAAGCAGAAUAAUAGUUUUUAAUCUGUGUCGUAAUUUCUUCCUAAUUUCCCCCUGUAGGGAGUAUACAUGGGCUGGCUGACUGCUGCUGGUAGCAUUGCACGUACUCUUGGACCAAUAUUUGUCAGCCAAAUCUACACACAUCUGGGACCAAGAUGGACAUUUGGUAUACUUUGUGGUAUUGUUGCAGUGUCUAUAUUACACCUGUCUGUCAUCUAUAAGAGACUUAUUGCUUUUUCUGUUAGAUAUGGACGGGUAUGAAAAGAAUUCGCACACGGAAAAGAUGGGGUUUUUUAUUUGUUUACAUACGUAAAGCUGUAAAAUACAGAAUGGAGAGAAUAUAU